This is a messenger RNA of Aspergillus calidoustus, 318 nucleotides long. NCBI's taxonomy places the organism in Eukaryota, Fungi, Ascomycota, Eurotiomycetes, Eurotiales, Aspergillaceae. The record is from the annotation of a GenBank genome assembly.
AUGAAGUCCGUCACUACUUGCACUGCGGCCUUGCUGCUCGGAGCUGCGUUGGCUCUGCCCAGGUCAAUUCAAGACCUCGUCAGAGAAAACUAUGGUAACGAUGCCGCCCACAAGGCUACUGUUGAAUCUGAUAACGCCUGCGCCGAGUUCGGCUGGGUUGGCAAGUGUGAUAAUGAGGAGGCUACCGUGGAAGCCGAUAAUGCUUACACUGAGUUUGGGUGGGUUGGAAAGCGCGAGAAGCAGGAAGCCGAAGAGUCUACUGUCAAGGCUGCCAAUGGGUAUACAGAAUCCGGCUCGAUUGGGAAGCGGGAGAAUUAG